Molecule: messenger RNA, 4751 nt
Organism: Neolamprologus brichardi
Lineage: Eukaryota; Metazoa; Chordata; Actinopteri; Cichliformes; Cichlidae
Source: RefSeq, a predicted model, not a curated record
UCCAGUCCUCCUCCUCUUAAGGCUACUUCGCCAGAUGGUGCAGCCUUUUCUUUUGUUUACCCAUCGCUCCUGAGUUUACCCAACUAACCUUAGCUACGCAACUAUGGAAACUUCUCGGGGAGCAUCACCGCCGGACACCGACAAGUAACCUGCCUGGAGAAAAGAUGGUGACACCAGGAUGGGAGGCCUAGCAAGGUGGUGCCAAAGCUGAGGCUUGGGUUCUCACCCACCUGCUGCAUUUUGAACUGCUGCUCAUUUUUCGUAGCAAUCUGACGCCAGGGCUGCUUGACGAGAAGACGUUGGAGGCACGCUGCGUUCUUGCUUUAGUAGAGAUUAGGGACCUACAAUGACAAAUGUAAAUUGAAACUCACUGAAUAAAUGGACAAGAGAAAAUUUCCUGGCACAAUGUCCAGGCAAAUGGAUGUGUCAUGCAAAAGGCGCCCCAUCGGUGGCAGUGGUCUGAACUUCCCUCAGUCUCAGCAGGGUUGUAUACGGGCUGUGGAGGUAGCAAGAGGGAGAACAGGGUAUGGCUUUACGCUGUCAGGCCAAAGCCCUUGUGUCCUUAGCUGCAUCCUGAAAGGGAGCCCUGCUGACUAUGUGGGGUUGCGCUCCGGGGACUAUAUCCUCUCUGUGAAUGACAUCAACGUCUCCAAGGCGUCACACGAAGAUGUGGUCAAACUGAUCGGACGCUGCUCUGGUGUUUUGAAACUAGUAAUCGCUGAGGGAGAACGUCACAGGCGACACCACCAACGCUCUGCCGGCGGUCGUCACCAUAGCAGCAACACAAUGGCGGCAUCCUACCUGGACUCAUGCUCCAGUGAUGAUGAGUUGGAUGGUUUAUACGAUAACAGUGUUAACAAUAACAACAACAGCAGGUCAGGCUGUGGAGCCCGUGGAGGCUGGUACAAACCCAAACUGGACACUAAGCAGCUGGGCAUCAACCGGGCGGAGAAGGUGGUGGCAGAGCUGCAGUCUGGAGGAAUUUUUAACAUGAUCUUUGAGAACUCCAGCCACUCCUCCAGCAGCUCAGACAAAGAGAGACCUGGAGUAAGUGCGUCCUCGUCAAAGCCACGUCCGCUGUCUGAUUCCGAAUUCCCAGCAUAUCGGAAUUCCUCACGUUCCCAGAGCAACCCAAACCUGCUCUCUGAAGAGGAGAUGGCCCAAGUUCUGAAUGAUGAUUCGGUCUUUCUAGAAUCAGACUUUCAGCACCUCCACCUUCAACACCAUGAAGAGCAGGAUGUUGAUGAUGGAGAUGGUGGCGACUUGGGCCUAGAGCCCAGUGAGGGUAUCCUCAAUGUGGGAAUGAUUGUCGGCUAUCUGGGCUCCAUUGAGCUCGCCUCCACAGGCACAAAUCUAGAAAGUGACAGUCUGCAGGCCAUCAGAGGGAGCAUGAGGCGCCUCCGGGCUGAGCAAAAGAUUCAUUCAUUGGUCCUCAUGAAGGUUAUGCAUGACAGUGUGCGUCUGUGCAGUGACAGAGGUCAGGUCCUGGCCACCUAUCCUGCAGAAAAACUAGCCUUCAGUGCAUGUUGUCCCGAUGACCGGCGAUUCUUCGGACUGGUAACGAUGCAAGCUACAGACGACCAUGAUGAUAGGCACUUCAACAUUGCACGAGAUGACGAGGGGAGUUUAAGGACUUCUUGUCAUGUGUUUAUUGUGGACCCAGAUCUGUGUCACCACCAAGUCCAUCUGGGUGUUGCCAGGAGGUUUGGCUUUGAGUGUACCCCUGACCCAGACACAGGUGGCUGCUUGGAAUUCCCACCCAGCUCUCAGCCUCUCCUCCAGUUUGUUUCUGUCCUUUACCGGGACAUGGGAGACAACAUCGAAGGGGUUCGCGCCCGUGCUUUCCAUGACCCAGACAACGACGCCCAGCAAAACCACAGCACCAGUAGCAACAGCGAUAGUGGGAUUGGGAACUUUUUACCAGAGGAAAAGAGCAACAGAGUGCUUUUAGUUGACCUUGGAGGUCCUCCAAAUCACAACCACGUCUCUGGGCCGCGCCACUGGGACAGCCCACCGUCAUCGCAGCAGGCUUGGAGUCCCACUCUGGGAGCAGCAGCUUCUCAUCCACCUCCUCCAACGCUGAGAAAUGGCCACUAUCGUAAUGACCCCCACCUGGCUGAUCUUCCUCACCCUCUCCCCUUAUCUCACCCUGAUGUCCCUGUCAGGCACUCACGAGGGGUCAACCCACACCACUACUCAUCAGGGAAGCGGGGAGGAGCUGUUGGGGGAGGAGAAUGGAGAGGGGCUGGAGGAGCAGUAGGGGUGGAACCGCAGAGGUGGCUACCAGUCCAUGUGUUGAGAGACUGGCGUCAGCAGCACCACCACAGCCACCUCCAGGGCCUCAGCAGCGAUCAGGAAUCCUACGCAGAAUCCACUGACGGAUGGUCAUCUGCCAACUGCAGCACCCUGCCCCCACCGAUGAAUAAGAUCCCAGCCGACCGCUAUCGCGCCCCGCUGGUGCCCGGAGACCACCUGCCACCACCUGGAGGGAGCCAGCCUCCACCUCUGUCACAGCCCCACACCCACCGGCUGGCUGUUCAGAAAGAUGAGUGGGCUAAGAAGUUAUUUGGUACAGGAGACAAGGAGCGGACAGGAGCAGAGAGAAGUGAAAAAGAGAAGAAACGAGGAGGGAAUGUCAAGGAGGGAGAGAAAAAGGGCGGUCGUUUCCGAGGUUUGACCAUGGGAUUCCCACCUCUCCAGCAGCGCUCCUCAGCUAGGCGCUCCUUUGGACGCUCCAAACGUCUCAGCUUGGCCCGCUCCCUGGAUGAUCUUGAGUCUGCUGCAGUCUCUGAUGGAGAGCUGAACAGCGUGGAGCUGCAGGGCUGCAGCAGCGACAACAGCCUCAACAGUAAUGCCAGCCUGCCUAGUGUCCAGAGCCACCGGCGCCACACUGAGAGGAGAGUGGCCAGCUGGGCCGUGUGCUUUGAGAGACUGCUGCAGGACCCCGUGGGGGUCCGCUACUUCUCGCUCUCUCAACGAGCCAGGGAGAUCUACAACACCUUCCUGUCCAGUAAAGCUACAACACCAGUUAACAUUGACAGUCAAGCUCAGCUUGCUGAUGACAUCCUCAAUGCCCCCAAACCCGACAUGUUCAAGGAGCAGCAACUACAGAUUUUCAACUUGAUGAAGUUUGACAGUUACACAAGGUUUCUCAAGUCUCUGCUGUACCAGGAGUGUAUGCUGGCAGAGGUUGAGGGCAGACCAUUGCCUGAUCCUUACCACAUCCCAAGCAGCCCCACCUCCAAACACAGCACCACUGGGUCUGACCGCUCCAACCUCUCUACACCCAAGAAGGAGGACAAAAAGAGCAAAUCGGGUCGAUCUGUAAAUGAGGACAGAGGAGAUGAUUCGGGAGAUCGGAAGAAAGGGAUGUUUUUCUCUUGGUCCCGAAACAGGAGUUUUGGCAAAGGGCCCAAGAAACGAGAGCUGACAGACUUUAACUACAACUUUGCUGGCAGCAAUGGCCGCCGUGAGUCUCAGGGUUCGCUGUCUUCAGGAGCCAGCCUGGAGCUUGGGACGUCAGGGUUGGGAAGGAAUGAGCCACUUGUUUUGGACCAAGACUGUAUGACUCUGUGCUCUCGGGACCUCAGACUAGAAAAGCGCACCCUGUUCAGACUGGACUUGGUUCCCAUCAACCGAUCAGUGGGUCUGAAAGCGAAGCCUACGAAGCCGGUGACUGAAGUCCUGAGACCUGUUGUGGCCAAAUAUGGCCUGCACCUUUCUGACUUGGUGGCACGCAUUAGUGGAGAGUCUGAGCCUUUAGAUUUAGGUCUUCCUAUUUCCAACCUGGACGGCCUUCGAGUGGUAUUAGAUGUAGCAGAACAUUCUCCUGGAAAAGACAAACAGAAAGUAGCUCCCUCUAAGAGUCACCUCCCGGCCUCUACAAGCAGAAACCAAUCAACAACAGGCUCUAAUGCCCUGCUCCGCUCUCCUUGUGGCUCCCAGGGGGAGGACAGGCCUUCAGGGAAAGCCGGUUCAGCCCAUCCCCAAGGGGAAAACGGCAGGGCUGGGCCCAGCCUUGACACAAGCAGCCAGCCCUUGCCCAACCACUCUCUCUCUCUCCAUAAGGCUCCGGAGAAAAGAAAGCAGAAAAAGAUUAAUAUAGACGAAGCUGAAGGUAGUAAAGACAGACAUAGGGGAAGAGGAAGGGAAAGAGGUGGAGGGGAUUUUAAAAUGCCCAACAGAAGGACAACUUCCAACCCACCCAUCGCUCCAUCACCUCCUCUUCCACCUCCGCCUCCACCGAGACCACCUCUUCGUUCACGUCGCAAAUCCAAAUCGCCUUCCUCUCGUUCUAACCACAAAACUCCAAAACGAGCCUUGGAUUUGGACAAAAUUGAGCACAGCUGUGACGCAGAAGACACCAGGCCAACCUGCAGAGGGUCCCUUGACCUGCGAGGCCAUCACGGUUCAGAGCUAGACAGGAAAUGGGAAGGUGUGGCUUCAGAGCUGCGGUGCCGAGGCAGCAGGACGAGGUCAGCAGUGUACCAGACUUCAGAGCUGCCCUCCAUGUACAAAGCCAAGAGACAGGUGGAGCACAGUGAGGGCAAAGGGCAGAUAGACCGGAGCAAACUGAAAGCAACUUUUGUUUAAGGAGCCCAGCGUUUGGCUGUUUCACAGACUGUCUGGCCUGCGGUCAUUGUCUGUGACUCACACCGUGCGGAUGUUCUCUACAGCAGCUGAAAUAUUGUCUCAGUUUGAAAGUGGAGGCUAAGGGCCCAGUGUCAACAACUGUGCAGCUGCUCUCAGAC